AUGAACAAAUUGCUAAUAGCAUUUGGCUUAAUUAUUCUUACUGUGACACUGCCAUGUAUGUCACAAUCAGAUGACGAAUUCGACGACGAAUCCUCAGGUGCUGAUGAGGGAGGAGAUGGUAGUGAAGGAGGAGAUGAGUAUGUCACCAAGGGGGAAUUUGUUGAAACUGAUGGCAAAAAGAAAGAAUGCACUUCUCACGAAGCGUGCUACGACCAGCGUGAACCGCAAGCUUGGUGCAGAUUGGACGAGAAUCAGUCGUGGACAGACAAAGGUUGCUUCUGUGAUGAUAAAUUGCAUUCAUGCGUUAUCGAAAGAAAGAACAGUGGCAAGUUGGAAUAUUCGUAUUGUGCGCCUCAAGAAAGUUGGCAAUGCUCGUAA
Brugia malayi is the source of this 378-nucleotide messenger RNA. RefSeq lists its product with no specific name. Bases 1 to 378 code for a protein of 125 amino acids. The record is from RefSeq and is a predicted model, not a curated record. The transcript has 4 exons. NCBI's taxonomy places the organism in Eukaryota, Metazoa, Nematoda, Chromadorea, Rhabditida, Onchocercidae.